Molecule: messenger RNA, 3832 nt
Organism: Selaginella moellendorffii
Lineage: Eukaryota; Viridiplantae; Streptophyta; Lycopodiopsida; Selaginellales; Selaginellaceae
Product: pentatricopeptide repeat-containing protein At3g09040, mitochondrial-like
Exons: 5
Coding region: 635-3832 (1065 amino acids)
Biological process (GO): RNA modification
Molecular function (GO): protein binding; RNA binding
Source: RefSeq, a predicted model, not a curated record
GCGACGCGAUCUAGGUAGAGGAGCUCCCGAUCGAAGCGCCGGAGCUCGACUUCAGCAAUCAAAUGCAGCAGUGCUAGAGUCCCGCGGCCUCAAUCAGGUAUCUCCCUACCGAUCGAUAUUUCGGGCUUAGCGCAGUCCGAUCGAACGGAUUCUAGUCCUCAAGCGCAGUAGCUAACCUCGCAGCGAUUCCGGAGCGGCAUGGUGGAUCAGCCAAAGCUUGUCAUGGACAGAGGAUAUGGAGCUGUCCCCGGCGGCCUCUCCGGUGGGCGAGCAAUCACUCAAAAGAAACUUGUAACACAGGCAUGAGAAGGUGUCUCUUCCUUGGAUCUCUCUGAGCGGUUUUCUGUGUACCAUCGAUCAGGCUGAGCAGUAACAACGCUGACAUUCUUCCAUUUCACAGCCAGUCCACUCUCAAUACGUCCUCCAGGUGUUUUUUUCUUGCAUUUUGUGGACAUCUACGAUUCGUCAUCGAGUUUUUGCAACCAGAGCUCAUACAGUAGCGAGUAGCGGUGCCCGAGAAAAUGCCUCGAAAGCACUAUCGAAAAAAGAAAUUCACUCCAAAGAAAAGGAUUGUUCGGUAUGGAAAAGUUUUGAUAAUCAAUUUUACUCUCUUCGUAGUCUGGUUUUCUAACCCAUGCGAUGCCGCCUCACUCGUCUGGGUUGCGAUGGUGUCCCUCCCUGGAAGAGAUUCCACUACCCGGGCACCUGGGCAGCCACAAACUCUUCUUCCUCCCAAGCGCUGCUGCUCUCCUCCAUCCGGGCACUCCAAGCUUGCGCCAUCGCCAGAGAUCUCGAGCUGGGCAGGCUCCUCCACUCGAGCUCUCGCCUCCGCGGCCUCCACCACAACGUCUAUGUCGCCAACACGCUCAUCGCCAUGUACGCGAAGUGUGGCAGCAUGGUGGAAUCCCAGUCCGUCUUUGAUGCCAUGGCCUCCCCUGAGCUCGUCUCGUGGAACGCUCUCAUCUCCGGCUAUGCCACUAACGGCGACAGCGAGCUCGCGCUGGAGCUCUUCUCGCGUCUUGGCGAUGGCGUCGUCGCCGCCUUCCAGCCCAAUGCGAGGACUUUCCUGGCGGCUCUCGUGGCGUGCUCGAGCCUGGCAGCCAAGGAAGAUGGUCAGUGGAUCGGUGGGAAGAUCGUUAAGUUGAAGUACCUGGAGAGAGCAAUGGAGAUCCACGCCCGAGCUAGCCGGUGCUGCGACGACACGGAUGUUUUCGUUGCCAAUGCUCUCGUCGACUUGUACGCCAAGUGUGGCAGCCUGGACGACGCCAAGAGAGUGUUCUUCCGCAGCAUCCCGAUUCCCAGCGUCGUGUCUUGGACGUGUCUCAUCGCUGGCUGUGCCGAGAACGACCAUGGCGAGGAGGCUCUCGAGUUCUUCGACCGCAUGCAGCGCGAGGGGUGCCGUCCAAACUCUCGGACUUUCGUUGCGGCGCUCACGGCCUGCUCCAGUCUGGCUGAGAGGCUUGGACGAGCCGAGUGCUUGGAGAAGGCUCGAGUGAUCCACUCCCAGGCCGCGGCUCUCGGCUACGAUCGCAGCGAAACGUUUGUAGCGAACAGUCUGGUCGACGUCUACUCCAAGCUCGGCUCCAUGGCGGACGCACAGGCGGUGUUUGACGGCAUGGAUCGCCGGGACGUCGUCUCGUGGAACUCCCUGAUGCUCGGAUAUGAGGAGAAAGGUGACAGCGGCAAGGCCCUCGAGUUGUUCGACCGGAUGGAAGACGAAGAUGGCGGCGGCUGCGAGCCGAAUACCCGGACACUCGUCGCUGUGCUGAAUAUCUGCUGUGGACUCCUGGCUCGAGAGGUGGCCGAGAGCGUUGCUGGAAAGGCCAGCUGCUUGGAGAGAGUCGUGGCUGUCCACUCGAGAGCUGCGAAGACGAGCUGUGCAGCGGACAUGUUCCUGGCCAACAGUCUGAUCCACGCCUACGCGAAGUGUGGCCGCAUGCCCGAGGCUCGCGAAGUUUUCGACCGGAUGCUCCGCCGGAACGUUGUGUCAUGGACGUUUCUCAUCCUGGGAUACGUCGACAACGGGGACAACAAGCUGGCUCUCGAGGCUUUUGCUUCCAUGGAGCUGGAGAAGUGUCCGGUGGACUCUCGGUGCUUGGUCGCUGCUCUCAGGGCCUGCAACACACGAGACGGGAAAGCUUGUAAGCUCGAGUCACUGAGAAACGGGAUGGCUGUUCACUCUAAAGCAGUGAAGAGUGGUCACGACUCUAAUCCUUACGUAGCGAGUACCUUGAUCGACAUGUACGCCGGUUGUGGCAGCAUGGCGGAUGCUCGGCGUGUGUUCGACCGGAUGCCGACGCACGACGUUGUUUCCUGGACGGCUUUGGUGCUCGGCUUUGCUGACAACGAAGAAGCCGCCCUGGCACUGGAGCUCUUCGAAGAAAUGGGGACCAGAGGCUGCUCGCCGAAUGCUCUCACGUAUGUCUCGGCCCUGACGGCAUGCGUUGCUCUGGCGGACGAAGAGGACGGCCGGGAUAUCCGAGGAAAGUUGGUGAAGAUGGAGUCCUUGGAGAAAGGAAGAGCGCUUCACUCUCGUUGUCAAAGCGGUGGAUUUGAUGCCGAAGUCAUGGUGGCCAACAGUUUAGUGGAGAUGUACUCGAAGUGUGGAAGUAUGGACGAUGCGAGGAAGGUGUUUGACGGCAUGGCUCGCCACACGGUUGUGUCCUGGACUGUCUUGAUCCUUGGCUACGUCGAAAACGGCGAGAACGACCAAGCGUUAAAGGCUUACGAGUCGAUGAGAUCGUCCCAGAGUUGUAUUCCGGAUGCUCGGAUUUACGUUGUUGCUCUCAUGGCCUGCGCGAACUCCGGAGCUAUAGAGGAUAAUGGUCUAGAAGUUGAUGGAGUCGUCGUAAAACCGAAAAGCUUGGAGAAAGGAAUGCUCGUCCACUCUCAGGCAGCAGCACAGGGACUGCAAACCGACACUUUCGUGGCCAAUAGCUUAGUUGCCAUGUACUGCAAGUGUGGAAGCUUACUUGAUGCUCGCAUGGUCUUUGACAGGAUGCCAGUCUCAACUGUUGUGUCGUGGACGGCCUUGAUUCUCGCGCACGCUGAAAACGCACAAGCCGAGUUAGCACUGGAGUUCUUCAAGGCAAUCCAAAGUGACAAAACCUGUGAACUCGACUCCAGGGCUUACAUUGCAGCACUCGUGGCGUGUGGAGCUCUGACCGCACUCGAGGCUGGAAGACGAAUCCAUGCAGAAGUUUGCAAGCGGGGUUUCGACGGCGAAGUCUACGUUGCAAACGCUCUUGUCGACUUCUACGCCAAGUGUGGAAGCAUGGACGAAGCAAUGGCAGUCUUCGACUCGCACAAAGGCAGGAACCUCGUCACUUGGAGUGCUCUGGUAGCAGGAUACGCCCGGCAAGGAGGAGAAACGAACCGAGUGCUUGACAUGUUUGAGAAGAUGCCACAGCAGUGCUGCAUCUCCUCCUUGUCGGUUCUCACAGCGUGCAGCCACGCCGGUCUUGUCCACAGAGGGAAGGAAUGCUUCCAGGCGAUGCAGCAAAGGCAAGGAACCAGGCCUUGGAUUGAGCAUUACCACUGUGUGAUAGACAUGCUGGGACGAGCAAACCACCUGAAAGAAGCAAUGGCAGUGAUCUCCAAAAUGCCAUACAAACCGACCGUGGUUACCUGGACGACGGUGCUAAGCGCGUGUGAGAAGUGGAAGAACGUUGCUGUUGGACGCAUCGCGUUUGAGUCACUGCUAAGCUUGGACGAGAACCAGCCCGCGGCUUACGUGCUCAUGGCAAACAUCUACAAGAGCGCUGGGAUGCGUGGCGAGGAGCUUGCGGCAAUGACACUGGGAAAGCGUUCUACACAACAAGAAAACGCAUGA